AGAUUUAUAUUUACAACAAAUAUAAGGUUAGAAGUUAUAAGUGUUGUGUAAAGUGUUUACGUGCAAAUAAAUAUUAUAUUUAUUAAAUAAAAAAUGCCUUCGGCGGAUAAAAGAAAAGCUGGAGGUGGUGACGAAAUUUUGGCUUUGGUACCAGCAUCAAAACGUACCAAAAAUGAAGUUGUUUUUAGCAGCCGGGAAAAAGCGGUUGUUCAAAGUGGUCCACCAAGAACAUCAUCAUUAUCAUCACCAAUAAUGUUGCUGGAAGGACAUCAGGGUGAUAUAUUUUCAGUUGAAUUUCAUCCAGAAGGACAAUAUUUAAUUUCAACUGGUUUUGAUCGUCAAAUCUUUAUAUGGAACGUUUAUGGAGAGUGCGAAAACAUUGGCGUAAUGUCAGGCCACAGUGGAGCAGUAAUGGAACUCCAUUUCAGUCCAGAUGGUAACUUUGUUUACACAGCAAGUACUGACACAACUUUAGGACUCUGGGAUUUUAUUGCCGGUACGAGAAUAAAAAAAUUAAAAGGACAUAGCUCCUUUGUCAAUUCUGUCGGUGGUGCUCGUCGUGGACCAACACAAUUAUGUUCUGGUAGUGAUGAUUGUACGAUUAAAAUAUGGGAUCCAAGGAAGCGGGGACAGUGUAAUACACUUGAUAAUUCAUAUCCGGUAACGACAGUUACAUUCAAUGACACGGCUGAACAAGUAAUAACUGGUGGCAUUGACAACGACAUUAAAAUAUGGGACUUGAGAAAAAAUUCAGUACUCUACAAAUUAAAAGGUCACACAGACACAAUUACUGGAUUAAGCCUAAGUCCAGACGGUUCGUACAUUCUGUCGAACUCAAUGGACAACACCGUUCGCAUUUGGGAUGUCAGACCUUUUGCGCCUUUCGACAGGUGCGUGAAAACCCUCAUAGGUCACCAGCAUAAUUUCGAGAAGAAUUUAUUGCGAUGCGCCUGGUCGCCGGAUGGCAGCAAAGUCUCUGCUGGUUCCAGUGAUCGUUUCCAUUACAUCUGGGAUACGACAAGUCGCAGAAUUCUUUAUAAAUUACCUGGUCACAAUGGCUCCGUUAAUUCCGUUGAUUUUCAUCCUAAAGAACCUAUUGUUUGCUCAGGGUCGAGUGACAAACAAAUUUUCUUGGGAGAAAUCGAACCAACAAAUUAAAUAUAAAUUGUAUAAAUUUAAAUUUCAAUGUAUUAAAAAAAAUUAUAUAAAAAAUA
Messenger RNA from Microplitis mediator, 1214 nucleotides. RefSeq names its product U5 small nuclear ribonucleoprotein 40 kDa protein. Bases 94 to 1158 code for a protein of 354 amino acids. The record is from RefSeq and is a predicted model, not a curated record. Gene Ontology annotation, cellular component: catalytic step 2 spliceosome. Gene Ontology annotation, molecular function: RNA binding; protein binding. Lineage: Eukaryota; Metazoa; Arthropoda; Insecta; Hymenoptera; Braconidae. The transcript is spliced from 5 exons.